This is a messenger RNA of Cannabis sativa, 2737 nucleotides long. Its product is annotated as N6-adenosine-methyltransferase MT-A70-like. The transcript has 7 exons. Lineage: Eukaryota; Viridiplantae; Streptophyta; Magnoliopsida; Rosales; Cannabaceae. Gene Ontology annotation, cellular component: RNA N6-methyladenosine methyltransferase complex. The record is from RefSeq and is a predicted model, not a curated record. The coding region runs from base 153 to 2426 and encodes 757 amino acids.
UUAGCAUACUUAGCCUUUAGGUUUGGGUUUGGUUACUGAUUCCCAGUUUAUCGAACUCAUAUCAAGAACACAUAAAAGUACAACCUUUGAACUUUCAAACUGAAAAAAAAAAAAAAAACAGAGUGAGCUUGAUCAGAUCAGAGAGACCAGUAAUGGAAACCCAAUCCGAUGGAAACGACGAAAACGCUCUACCCACCAUUAAAGAACUCCGUCAAACCUUAGAAACUCGCAUAAACACCCACCACGCCACUCAUCUCGAGCUUCUCUCAUCUCUUCAAGCUCAUAUCCAACCCAACAUUGUUUCCACCAUUGAUCUUUCUCUAAAGGUUGUAUCUUUAUUCGAAAAUCGUCCCUUUAUUCCCACUCCUCAACUCCCUCAACCUAAACCAAACCCCAGAAAAACCCUCGAAUCAACUCGCCCUGUUUCCAAGACCCAAAACCCUAAUAAUAAUAAACCCCCUUUGGGUUCGAAUUCGGAGAACGAGAAGUUUAGCAGCAGUAGCCCCAUUGAUGAGAGCGGUAGUCCGUUGUCUGUGGUUCGUUCGAUGGUGGCGGUUUGUUUGAUUGAAAGGGUUCCUUUUUCCCCAAUUGAUUCUUCGACUGUGUUGAGAAAAUUGGAGAAUGACCAGUCUGCUACGCCGUCGGAGAAGGCGGCGUUGCGUGAGUUGGGAGGUGAGUCUGGGGCUAUACUUGCUGUGGAAAUGGCUCUGAGAUCAAUGGCUGAGGAGAAUGGUGGGGUUGAAUUGGAGGAGUUUGUUGUUAGUGGGAAAUCUAGGGUUAUGGUUUUGGCUAUUGAUAGAACUCGGUUAUUGAAGGAAUUGCCUGAGAGUUGCCAGUACCAGCCACCCGAAUCGAAUUCGGUUGAUGGGAAUGGGAAUGGGAAUCAGAUGGUUGAUGUUAGUGGUGGAGUUUUUGGGAGACCAAUGCCAGACAUGUGGAUGGCCCCAAAUGAUCCACAUUUAUCCGGGUUUCCCCCGAUGUUUCCCGGGGGUGGUCCGGGAGGAAUGAUGGGUCCUAGGGGUGGUGGUGGUGGUCCUCCUAGACUUAUGGGGAUGAUGGGAGUGCCUAGAAUGAGUGUUCCUCCAUUUCAUAGACCUCCAUUGGGUCCUAAUGCUUCUGGCUCUAAUGGAAUGCCACAGAAGGGACUUAGGAGUGAAGAUGAUGAUUUGAAGGAUCUUGAGGCACUUUUGAAUAAAAAGUCUUUUAAAGAAUUGCAGAAAUCUAAAACUGGUGAGGAGCUUUUGGACCUUAUUCAUCGGCCUACUGCUAAGGAAACUGCUGUUGCUGCUAAGUUCAAAACUAAAGGUGGUUCCCAACUUAAAGAGUACUGCUCAUCCCUAACAAAAGAAGACUGUCGACGACAAUGUGGUUCCUUUGUGGCAUGUGAGAAGGUUCAUUUUCGACGAAUAAUUGCUCCACAUACCGACAUCAAUUUAGGAGAUUGUUCUUUCUUGGAUACUUGCCGUCACAUGAAGACGUGCAAGUAUGUUCAUUAUGAGCUCGAUCCAACACCAGAUGUGUCACCCAUGAUAAUGGGCGCUUCAGUUCUUGCACCUUCCAAACCGUUAAAGCCUCAGCGUGCAGAAUAUUGUUCACAAGUGGAGCUUGGUGAACCGCAAUGGAUCAAUUGUGACAUUCGUAACUUCAGAAUGGACAUUUUAGGACAAUUUGGAGUUAUUAUGGCAGACCCACCAUGGGAUAUUCAUAUGGAACUACCAUAUGGGACUAUGGCUGAUGAUGAAAUGCGAAAUCUUAAUGUUCCUGCACUACAAACUGAUGGUCUGAUUUUUCUUUGGGUCACCGGGCGUGCAAUGGAGCUUGGGCGCGAAUGUUUGGAUCUCUGGGGAUACAAGCGUGUCGAGGAGAUUAUUUGGGUAAAGACUAAUCAACUCCAGCGAAUUAUUAGAACAGGGAGAACUGGUCAUUGGCUGAAUCAUAGCAAGGAGCAUUGCCUCGUUGGAAUCAAGGGAGAUCCAAUAGUUAACAGGAAUAUUGAUACUGAUGUUAUCGUUGCAGAGGUUAGAGAGACAAGUCGUAAGCCAGAUGAGAUGUAUCCUCUGCUGGAGCGAAUAAGUCCAAGGACGAGAAAGCUCGAAUUAUUUGCUCGCAUGCACAAUACUCAUUCAGGGUGGAUGUCGCUCGGGAAUCAGUUGCAAGGAGUACGCCUAGUCGAUGAAGGCCUGCGAGCAAGGUUUAAGGCUGCCUAUCCCGAGGUGGAAGUUCAGCCUUCUUCUCCACCAAGAGCUUCGACUAUGGAUAUUGACUCCAAUGCAGCUCCUAUGAGGAGUCCAUUUUCCCCAACAGAGCAGCCAAAGCCAACCCCUGCUCAAUUUACAGAGCCUGCAGCUCCCGCAGCACCCUAUGCUGCGGCUGCUGCUUCCGAAGAUAGUAAGCCAAUGGGUGUGGAUGUUGAAAUGACUAGCUGAAGUAAACCACUAAAUUCAAUGUUGCAUCAUCAGCUAUGCCUUUUCAUACAGAGAAGAAAAUCAACAUUGUCCAGUUUUUUAUGGUCAAUUUCUUGAGAGCUUGAAGGAGAACCUUAUCAAUAUCAUUACAUUUGUUUCAAGUUGUUAUAUUAAUUUAUUCAUGAAGAGAAAGAAGAAAAGGGAAUAUUAACAAAUUAAUUGUAUAAGAGUUGUUAUUAGAUUAGGCCUGAUAUGUAAUACCAUAUUUUUGGUUAAAAUGAUGUAAAAGAUUUUGAUUAUUUAUUGCUGCUGUUAAUCCCUUUGCUCCACAA